UACCUCUGCGCAUGUUUACUGGUUUCCCCUAAAGUUCAUUAAGUAUUUUAGGAAAAUGUGUCACCCAUUGCCCACGGUAGAUGGAAGACGGUCCCUCCCUUCUGUCCUGAGAGCCUGGGAGUGGAACAGGAGCCGGAGCCAGAGAUGCUGCAGCGCGACCCCUGCAGCGCUAGGACCCAGGAGCAGCCGGGAGGCGGCUGUGGGGCAGCGAGCGCUGGGCUCCGGCCCGGCAGCAGGAAGUGACUCGCAGCCGCUGCGGUGACUCUGGCUCCCAGGCUCCUGGCGAGAUCCCCGAGCCCCGGCGGCUGGUGCUGGGAGCCCGGAGCCCUGGCUGCAGCCGGGAGAGGGGAAUCUCCAGCAGGGCCCUUCCCGCUGCUCCCCAGGAGCCUCUCCCAGGGCAGAGCCCCCAGCCCGGCCCGGCCCCUGCCCCGGGGGGCCCCGCUCGGAGGGAAGGGAUGGAGAAGCGCACUAAGAAGAAGCAACUAUCCAGGUGGGAUAGAAAGAAGAUGAAGGAAGAUGCAAAUCGAGUAAAAGAAUCGUCAAAAUAUGUGAGGUUGGAGACCUACUUUUCAUUCGACAUGCCCACAACUACUUUUGCACCAGAGGUGGAACAUUUUGAAGACUUGCUCCCUACCUUCAGCCAAAGAGCUGGAGAUGGUGGCCUGGCCGUUGCGGCUUCACCAGAGAUAAAACCCUCUGAAGACUUGUUAGUACCUACCUUCAACCUAGGAGCUGAUUACAGCAUCCGGGCUGCUGCGGCUGAACAGGUAGUGGAAGUGGAGUCCUCAGAAAACCUGAUUACUUCAGCAGGCUAUUAUGCAGAGGACCAGAAUGACACAGUAAGACUCCAUGCUAUCGUUGACACACAUAGGGAAUACCCAACAGAUCCACACUUGUUUUGUGACACACCCGUAACACCUGAUCUAGUACGUGCUCUGCUUGAGUUAGGCCCUUGUCAGCCAGGACUUAAAGAUAAUUUUGACAAUUUUCCAAAAGAUGAAGCUGGACGUCAUUUCAGUGCAACUUGGUACAAACAAAAACAACUAAAAAGUGCUUGUACAAUUGACCGGCACUGGCUGGUUUACUCACCAAGAGCAAACAUUAUGAUUUGUUUUGCUUGUUGGCUUUUUGCAAAUCGGCCAAAUACUUGGAGUGAUCCAAAAACUGGUUGCAAGAAUUUUGCUACAGGUACACACAAAAUUGAAAAACAUGAAAAAAGUGAAAGUCACAAAAAAGCAGAGAAAGAACUUUUCCUUACCAAAUUCCGUUUGUUCAACGAUAGAACAGUCUCGGCUGGUUUAACGGCGGAAAGAAAAGAGAGAGAAAAAAAUAGGAUGAUUUUACGACGUAUUAUAGAUGCAGUUCUCUUUUUGGGAAUUCAGGGAUUGGCAUUCCGUGGUCAUGGCGAGUAUCGAGGUUUAGGUUCCCCAAGUACAAAUGAAGGCAAUUUUUUGGAACUUAUUAAGCUGUUGGCUAAAAAUGAUACAUUACUGGAACAACAUUUAUUACAGAGUGAUCGAAAUGCAACAUAUCUCAGUCCUGACGUACAAAAUGAUCUGAUACAGUCCUUAUCAGCCGAGCUUCUCUCAAAGAUAGUAGCUGAAAUCAAAGUAGCUAAGUACUUUGCCCUAAUUGUUGACUCUACUAUUGAUAUCAGCAGAACCGAUCAAUUUUCUUUAUCCUUACGAUAUGUAACAGUAAACGGUGAUGCAGUGGAACGAUUUAUACAGUUCAGCGAAUUACCUGGAGCAAGUGCUGAAGAUUUUUUCAACGUUCUUCUUUCAGCAAUCAAAAACUUGGGGCUGUCAAUAACUAUGUGUUACGGUCAGUCUUACGAUGGAGCAAGCACCAUGUCGGGUGAAAUAUCAAGUCUCCAAAGUAGGAUACGGGAAAUUGCUCCAAAUGCACUCUUUAUGCACUGUUGUGCACAUAAUUUUAAUUUAAUUCUGAUUGAUGUAUUAAGCUCCAAUAUUCAAACUCGGUUGUUUUUUGGAACUCUAGAACGUCUGUAUACUUUUUUUUCUGGCAGUUUACCUCAUCUUUCAAUACUAAAGGAAGAACAAUGCAAUCUUAUUGAAUCUUUUGCAUUAACUCUAAAGAAACUUUGUGAUACCAGAUGGGCAUCUAGAAAGUCUGCAGUAGAGGCAGUCUUGAAAAAUUUACCAGCACUAGUAAUUGCCCUGCAAACAAUUGUGGAUGGUGAGAUAAAAACCUGUACUCCUAAACAGCUCAGUGAGGCAAAGAGUAUUCUGGCAACACUUGAUACUUACGAAUUCUUAGUUCUUCUUAUAUUCUGGAGUAAAGUGCUGGAGAAGGCUUUCCGUUUAUCCACCUAUUUACAGAAAAGUAGUCUAGAUCUGGUAACAGCUUCUCAUUUGAUUCAGAUUUUUGAAAAUGAUAUGAAAAACAUUCGAAGUGAAUUUGAAUCUGAAUUCAAACAAAUUGAGAAUGAAGCAACCGAGUUGGCUCGAAAAUGUGAUAUUACUACAGACUAUAAGCAGCACAGAAUACGUAAGAGAAGAAGAUUCCAUGAGGAAAUUGCAGAGGGUGAAGAAGAAAUAUUUGAUGCCCGGGAGAAAUUCAUAGUUGAAUCCUACUUAGUGUCCUUAGAGUCUGUUAUAAAUAGUACGAGUAAAAGAUUCGAGCAUUUUAAAAACGUGGCUGCCAAAUUUAGUGGUUUAGAUCCAAAGCAUUUUGACAAUGCGGAUAAUGUGAACAAAUUAGAAUUUUUGGCAGACAUGUACUCAGAUGUCAUCGACAGUCAAACCACAAUUGUGGAAGAGUUUCUUUCAUUUAAAGACAUGUACAAAGAGAUAAUGAGCACUAGCAGUAGGGUAAAGUCAAGUGCCGACGAGAGACUCACCAUCAACAGUGUGCUGAAAUUCAUGAUCGCCAAUGAUAUGUGUUCCAUUUAUCCUAACCUUUCGAGGUUGUACCACAUUUUUCUGACGUUGCCAAUAAGUAGCACAGUUGCGGAACGACCCUUCAGCCGACUCAAACUUAUUAAGUCCUACCUACGCUCUACAAUGGCUGAAGAUAGAUUGUCUGGGUUAGCUUUGCUCUCCAUUGAAAGACAAUUGGCUACCGAAGUAGAUUAUAAUAAAGUAAUAGAUAACUUUGCUAGAAUGAAGUUUAGAUGAAAGACGCUGUUGUAGCUGUUUCAUAGAUUAUCAUAUUGUUUUGAUCUUAUCUUUGAAAUAGAAAAUAAGUAAAUAACGCGUUUUUAUUGUUUUGAUUUUAUAUACAACAUAAAUAGAUGUCAUACUGUAAAACUUUUUAAAUUUCAAAUGCAAAAUAACACACGUACUUGUAAAACAAUAUCAUUCUUGUGGUUUUAUGUUAAGUACAAAAUAAAUAUGUAUAACGAAUUUAAAAGUAUGUAAUUAGUAAUUUGAUACAUUGGGUGGCGCCUUUUUUUAUGUGUUCGCUCCCCUUAUGGUAGAACCUGGCUACGCCACUGGUCCCGACUCCUCCCCUCUCAGAGCCAUGGUCCUGCUCCCAGCCUCAAGGGGGUGGGGCCAUAGAUGGGGAUAAGGCGGGGCACUGCACCCCUCCCCUAAAAGUGUUCCACUUGGCCCAGAGCAAUCCUAGCCUCCCCCCCUCUGCUUUGCUGGGCUAAACCGGCAACCGGCAGCCGGGAUGCUGGGCAGAUGCCCAUGUUGUGAAUUCCUUAACAUGUUACCAGGACAAUUUUAAUAGUGAAACGGUUACUUUUUAUAUCCUAUUUUCAUCCCUAGUCUGGACUCCUGCCUUGUAGCUUCUGAGCCCUUAGGCGGAAACCUCCACCUAGCCCCAAAGCUUCCGAAUAUUUGCGGUAAAAGAAUUCCCCUCUAGCUGCUGGGUGGGGCAGCCCCUCCCCCUCUCCUGCCCCAUGGGUGGGGAACUGCCCUUGUAUCUCUCUCUCUCCUUCUCCCCGACCCCCACCCUCUUUACCUCCCUCCCCUUGCCAGUCUGCUCUUGCUCUCACAGCCUCCCCUCCCCACAUCCCCUCUUUGCUUCCCAGUGACCCCCACACAUUCACAAUUUCCCUCUAUUGCAGCCCUGUUUCCAUCUAGCCCCUAAGUAUUCCCUGAAUCCCCUGCAUCGCCCCAUCCUCCCUUCAGCCACCAACUGCCCCCUGGAUCUGCCCCUGCCCCAUCCCUCAUCCCCCCUCAAUCCCACCUUAUCUACACCCUCUUCCCCUCUUCAGCCUGCUUUCAGCUUCCCCUCUCUUCCCCCUCCCCCAGGUGUGGCUGGUCCAGCCCCCAGCGCAGCGUGGAUUGUCUCCCCCCUGCUCUGCACACAGUGGGACCUGGCGGGUGUUGUAUAAGAAAUUGUUCUCUGUAGGAAUGUGCUACCUGUACCCGCUGCUGAUCUGUAACUGGUUUCUAAGAAACUGCUGUUGUAAAAACCUGCUCCCUGAUGUAGCAAAUGACUGCAGAUAGCAGUUUGUCCCCUGCACUCAUGGCAGGACUAAGUAUUAUCUAGACCAGGGGUCGGCAAGCUACGGCACGCGUGCCAAGGGUGGCACGCGAGCUGAUUUUGCCUGGCAUGUGGCUGCCAGCCGGGGUCCCGGCCGCUGGCCC
Molecule: messenger RNA, 4565 nt
Organism: Gopherus flavomarginatus (Mexican gopher tortoise)
Lineage: Eukaryota; Metazoa; Chordata; Testudines; Testudinidae
Product: zinc finger MYM-type protein 1-like
Exons: 2
Coding region: 456-3140 (894 amino acids)
Molecular function (GO): protein dimerization activity
Source: RefSeq, a predicted model, not a curated record